UCCUCCCCUUUUCCAGUCUCCUGUCCCACUUCUCCCCAUUUAGGGAGGAGUGGGCCAGGUGGAAGAGUGGGCUGAGUGAAGGGGGUGGCAGAGAAGAAGGGAGUGGGAAGGUUUGAGUCAUUGGGUGUUCUACAAAACACCCUUUUCUCCUCCCCCCCCAGCACUUACUGCCACAUCCCUUUGGCAACUUUGGGGGCUGGAAUGGGAGGUGGAGAAGCUGGGAAAGAGGGAGAAGGGGUUGCCUGCAGAGCUCUGGGAGUGGGGGCAGAGAAUGAAAACAGCUCUGACUGCUUGCCAUCCACCCACCCUAGAUGAUCUUCCCAGAGCCAGUUCAGCAUAAAAUCCUAGAACAUUGGACUGGGGAGGCCUACUUCUGCGGUAUGAACUGUGACCUUGGGCAAGUCACUUAACCCUAUUUUACAGAUGAAGAAGCCGAGUUUCAGAGAGGUUACUGUUGGCUACCUACUUCAUAGAAGUGAUAUGAAAAUCCAGUUAGUUGAUGAAAGUGCUCACAUUGGAGAAGGAAGAAAACGAAACCUUUGGCUUUGAAAUCCAGACUUAUGGCCUUCACCAUCGAGAAAAGCAGAAAGUGGAGAUGGUGACCUUUGUGUGUCGAGUUCAUGAGGCCAGCCCAGCUCAGUUGGCAGGACUCACCCCAGGAGAUACGAUUGCCAGUGUGAAUGGUCUCAACGUGGAAGGAAUCAGGCACCGGGAGAUUGUGGACAUCAUCAAAGCAUCUGGCAACGUUCUCAGACUGGAAACAGUGUAUGGAACCUCAAUUCGGAAGGCAGAGUUGGAGGCCCGGCUGCAGUAUCUGAAGCAAACUUUAUAUGAGAAGUGGGGGGAAUAUCGAUCACUGAUGGUGCAAGAGCAGCGACUAGUACAUGGCAUCGUAGUGAAGGAUCCCAGUAUCUACGACACGCUGGAGUCUGUGCGCUCUUGCCUCUAUGGGGCGGGCCUCCUUCCGGGCUCCCUGCCCUUCGGACCACUGCUGUCCGCGCCAGGCAGCGCGCGAAGCAGUUCUGGACGGUCCCGAGAAGGCUCUGAUGACUCAGUCUACCACACGUGCUUCUUCGGAGGGGCAGAGCCCCCAGCCCUGUGCCCUCCGGCCCACACCCAGGCUCCACCCCCGCCCCCGGCUCCCCGGCCCCUGCUGAGUCGCAGCGCCAGCGUCAAGUGCCCAGGACCGGGCGGAGGCGGGGGUGGUGGCGCCUUGGGUCAGCUGUGGACAGAGGCCCGGGAACAGGGCCUGUGCGGACCCGGGCUGCGCAAAACUAAGUACCAGAGCUUCCGCCGGCGGCUGCUCAAAUUCAUCCCGGGACUGAACCGCUCUUUGGAGGAGGAGGAGAGUCAGCUGUAGGGGGGGUGUGAGCCGUGCAGAAAGGGGAGGGGGAGAACAAAGUUAUUUAUUUAUUUAUUCAUCAGUUCCUGCAACUGGGCUUGAGGAGCUCGAGUACUGAGCAGGGUUGGGGUGGAAGGGCUUUGUCUGACCCCCUUCCGCCCAACCCUUCUCGGAUCUGGCUGACCUCUUGGAGGAAGGAAUUGUUGAGAGGAGAGAGAGUUUUGUGUCCUGCCUAAGGGGCUCUCUCUGAUAGCCCUUUGGGGAAAGGAGCAGGGCGUUUGGUUAUCCUGGCUGGGUCUGUGGAGCAAAAAGCAAAGACUGUGGCAUCUGUGUAUGGGGCUUAUAAAGUCUAAGCUUGGGGGCGGGGGCAGGGCUCUAGUUCCUGAGCCUGUAGUGCCUUGUGGGGUAUGCCCCGUACCCUGGAUGGAGCUCCAGGAAUUUUGCCCCACACACUGGCUGCUCCUCAGCUUUACUGUGCCUCUCUCCUCUCCUCUCCAUCCCAACACCCAGUUCAGCCAGGGAGAGGAAUUACCCAAAUUCUUCCCCUCCUCUCUUCUUUCACCCAGGGGCGGGUUGGAAUGGUUGUCAUUUCCUGGGCUUCUGUGGGAGUGCUUCUAGAUUCUUCCCCUUUCUCCUCUGCCCUUGGUCACCGAAGGGCUUGGGAUCCCAGUAUGGAUCUGUUAAUAAGUGAAAUCAGCUUCCUUGUACUUAUCAGGGCACUCUAGGAAGACGACCCACUGAGGGGCCCUGGAGGAACUGUGAAGUAGGGCUCAUCCUGGGAACUUUAUCAUACCCACCUGAAGGACUGAAUUGGGGU
Molecule: messenger RNA, 2159 nt
Organism: Vombatus ursinus (common wombat)
Lineage: Eukaryota; Metazoa; Chordata; Mammalia; Diprotodontia; Vombatidae
Gene: TAMALIN
Product: general receptor for phosphoinositides 1 associated scaffold protein
Exons: 7
Coding region: 500-1360 (286 amino acids)
Biological process (GO): signal transduction
Cellular component (GO): plasma membrane
Molecular function (GO): protein binding
Source: RefSeq, a predicted model, not a curated record